Messenger RNA from Sus scrofa (pig), 5990 nucleotides. RefSeq names its product LIF interleukin 6 family cytokine (gene LIF). Gene Ontology annotation, biological process: positive regulation of cell population proliferation; immune response; regulation of cell differentiation. NCBI's taxonomy places the organism in Eukaryota, Metazoa, Chordata, Mammalia, Artiodactyla, Suidae. Gene Ontology annotation, molecular function: leukemia inhibitory factor receptor binding; cytokine activity; growth factor activity. Gene Ontology annotation, cellular component: extracellular region. The record is from RefSeq and is a predicted model, not a curated record.
GGCUGGGGCGGCGGGGGUUGUCCGGAGCACUCAGUUUCUGGGUCACUGGUCUUGGGGAAUUCCCCGAUGCCCAGAGAGCUGCUUACCUGGUGAGUAACUGCUGCUGGCUGCCCACACAGGAUGCCUGGCUGCGAGGGUACCUCCCUGCCACCCCCUGCCAAUGGCCACUGCCACGUUGCCCUCUCCUCUGAGUGCCCUGGGGCCCAGGAAAGAGACAGACAGACAAGCAGGGGGCUGUCCCCCGCCCCCACAACCACCCCCCUGGGCUCCGCAGGGGGCGGCUGGUGAUUCAAGCCCCUCUGAGCUGAGCUCUGUCUCCUUCCUUCUCAGAUGGGGCCUGGGGGUGAAUCAGCUCCUGGGGGCGGUGAGCCCGGGUCAGUUGCUGUCUUCAGCUCAGGCCUGGGGUGGGGAUGGUCGGGGGCCAGGAUGGGACAUAGGAAGAGAGAGCCCACAGCCCCCCAGUCUGUCGGAUCUUCUUGGGGCACCCCUGCAGCUGGAGGUUCAAGAGUGUUUUGCCUCCAUUAUCCAUCAGGAGAGAGUGACCAGGUCCCCCUCCUGCCCACUGUUCUCCCUUCAGCCCUGGAGUGCGCCCAAGUUUCCUCAUCUGUAAAAUGGAGAUAAGAAUCCCUGCUUUACAGGCAGGUAUUUAGGAGGAUCAGUGCUGAUGGGUAGAGGGCUUACAGGAUGCUCAGAACUGUGCCGGGUCUGGGCAAACCCACAGUGUAGGUGCCAUUAUCCCCAUAACAUAGAUGAGAAAACUGAGGCCAGGAUGUGGUCACUUUCUCAAAGUCACCUGCUGGCAGAGCCAAACCUCUAACCCAGCUCUGACUGAGGCUGAAGUCCAUGCUUCCAACAGGCAGACUUCAAACCUUCCCACGAGAGAUUUGGCACAGAUGGCUUUUGGAAAUGAAAAUGCUUUUAAAAAACACUUAGCAUCUGCUCUGAUGUAACCCUGAGCCAGGUGCUGUCAAGAGUACAAAUGAGGAUCAGACCCCAUCCAAGGCCUCAAAGAGCGAGGAAUGAGACUUGUUCCCACUUGAAAGGAGAGCAGGCAAGACUAGGCAGACUCAGCCAGGCUGGGCUGUGGGAGGCAGGGGAGGCUUCCUGGAAGAAGAGGCCUGAGUGCAGCUUGCCAUCCUCUGCCACCACCCUGGCAGUGUGAGGGACCGCUGGCAUCACUGGGGCCUUUGAGCCAGAGGCCAGGGGUCCAGACCCCACUCUAGUGUCAAUUCUCUGUGUGGCCCUGGGCAAGUGACUUCACCUCUCUGAGCCUCAGUUUCCCCAUCUGAAAAAUAAAACGCUGUGACGUUCUGAGAGAGGCUUGUGGAUGGUGAGCGAGAGAGAAUCAGCAGAAAAGGAGGCUGGAUGGACCCAAGCACCAGAGUGAGUCAGUCAGAGAGAGAGACCUGAGGGGCCCUGGGAAGGCCCCCAGCUGCCCUGGACUUGUUUCCCGGAGAGGGGAGAUGGGGAGAUGAGCAGAUGGAUGGCACAGCCACCUGGAGGAGCAACCCCAGCCCUGGCCUGACAGCUCCCUGUCCAGGCUGAGGGGGCCCCUAUGGGUCCUGACUGUCCCCCCUUGCUCUGAGGCCUGUCAAAUCCCCAGCAGGCCCAGUGUGCAGGAGCAGGACAGGCUGGAGAUGAAGUCACAGCUGGAAGGGGCCGGGCUGGGGCUGCCACUCCAGGGUGGGGCCUGGGGUCACGACCCCGGGAGCAGGCAGCCAAGAAGGGAGGAUGCCUUCCGUGAGGAAGCUAGGGAAAACACACACACACACAGCAGAGUAGAGAGGGAGGGAAGAAAACAAACUCCAGGAGACCAAAGCUGGCCUGGAGCGCGGCCUGGGCAGCCCAUUCCAGGGGACCGAGGCCACGUUGCAGGCGGCUCACGGGCCCGCGGCUCUGAGACCCUGCUCGGCCUUCCCCUAAGAGGCCCAGAACGGGUGGUGCCUGGACAUGGACAGGAGAGGGAGGCUGGGCCUGGGGUGCCGAGGGUCCCAGACCACUUGGGGAGCACGGACCAAGUCAGGCUCCAGUAUAUAAAUCAGGCAAAUUCCCCAUUUGAGCAUGAACCUCUGAAAACUGCCGGCAUCUAAGGUCUCCUCCAAGGCCCUCUGGAGUUCAGCCCAUAAUGAAGGUCUUGGCGGCAGGAGUUGUGCCCCUGCUGCUGGUUCUGCACUGGAAACACGGGGCAGGGAGCCCCCUUUCCAUCACUCCUGUCAAUGCCACCUGUGCCACACGUCACCCAUGUCACAGCAACCUCAUGAACCAGAUCAAGAACCAGCUGGCGCAGCUCAACAGCAGUGCCAACGCCCUCUUUAUUCUCUACUACACAGCCCAGGGGGAGCCAUUUCCCAACAACUUGGACAAGCUGUGUGGCCCCAACGUGACCAACUUCCCGCCCUUCCACGCCAACGGCACCGAGAAGGCCCGGCUGGUGGAGCUGUACCGCAUCAUCGCCUACCUUGGCGCCUCCCUGGGCAACAUCACGCGGGACCAAAGGAGCCUCAAUCCUGGUGCUGUGAACCUGCACUCCAAGCUGAACGCCACGGCGGACAGCAUGCGAGGCCUCCUCAGCAAUGUGCUCUGCCGCCUGUGCAACAAGUACCACGUGGCCCAUGUGGAUGUGGCCUACGGCCCCGACACCUCGGGCAAGGACGUCUUCCAGAAGAAGAAGCUGGGCUGUCAGCUCCUGGGGAAGUAUAAGCAGGUCAUCUCUGUGCUAGCCCGGGCCUUCUAGAUGGAAGGUCCCCUAGCACCCCGUGACCUGAGGUCUUAGACUUAGGUGACUCUCAAACUGUGGCCGGGGCCCAGAACAUCACCAGACCCAAGUGGGGGUUGCUGACAGACCCGGGAGGGAGGGGGGCAGUUCUUAGCUGUCUCCUCUCCUCAGGGGUGGGCUGUGAUGAAGCAGAACCCAAACUCCCGGAGGCAGAACCAACUAGAGAAGGCAUCCCUUGUUCUGGGAGACUGCAGCCAGGCAUUGGUGUUGGGCUGCCCCCUCCACCAUCACCACCUUGUUCCCUCAGUCAGAGUCUUCAUGAUCACAUCACCCAAGUCAUCUGCAGUGACCCUGACCAUGGGGUGAGACAGCAGGAGUUGGAGGCAUGUCCCAGCCCCCAGCAGAAGGACCACCUUCAGUGCCUUUGCUGCCCCUUAGGUAGACUUUGAAAGGUCUGGUUGGAACUCAGGCAGCGCAGAGGGGCUGGGAUCCUGAAAGAUCCUUGGCCCCUACAAGUAUGGUGAGUGAAAGGGUAGAAAGGGAGCUUGGUUUGAGAUGCUGCCUUACCUUGGGCGUGAUUGGAGAGUUCAGGCCUAGGACUGUCAGGUGGAAAGUUCCAGAAGGAGGUCACUGGCCUUCAGGCUCUUGGGGAGGCGGAGAGGCCACCUUUAGGCCCGGGAAGGAAGAGAAGCCCUGAAAGUCUUGGCGGGUUCUCCUUCCUUGAGCCUGCAGUCUUCCCUGCAGUCCAGGAUGGCCAGGGGCUGGACCUGGAGGUGGGGUGUGUGGAGGCGGGCGGGUUGUGCAAUCAAGUGAGGAGGGUCUGAGGGAACCCAGAGUCUUCCUUGUGGGCAGGGGUCUGUAGGGAGGGGCGGAUGAGGUAGUUCUGCAUGGUGGCUCACAUCUGAGGCCCAUGGAGGCCCCGUGAGGUCACAUACAGGUACUUGAGGGGCACCAGAGGCCAUCUCUAGUCACUGGAGCAAGGAGACAGCAGAAGUUGAGGUCGGGGUCUCAGGAAGCCUGACAUCCAGCAGUGCUAGUGUGUCUGACCCAGCAUGACUGUCUAUUUAUUUUGAUGCCCUAUUUAUAUUAACUUAUUGGUGCUUUAAAUAGCAAAGUUAAUUCUCCUUUUCCUGCUCCCUCUCCAACAAAAAUAAUAUGAUGGCUCCUUCUAUGGGAGCUGGGGUCAGCCUUACCAGGGCCUGGUCUGGAAGUCAAAGCAGGAUGUUACCAGUGGGAUAAGCCUUAGGGGUGAGGCUCAGAAAAGGGUCAGGAGCUGAGAGAACUGGUCAGUCCAGGUGGGGGCUGGGGAUCUGGCUCCAACCCCUAACUCAACUGUGACUUGCUCUGGGGCUAUCGGGAUCCCGGCUGCAAGGCAGGCAGGGCCGGUUUGUGGAGAGGCCAAGGGGCCUUUUCCUAGGGCCACUGUGUUGCUUGGCUCCAGGGGGCUCAUUCCAUCAUGUUCUCUGGUGCCCCCUGGAAUUGUGCUGUUAGAGGCAACAUUCACGGUGGAGGUGGCACCCCCGGAGCAGCGGGCAAGUCACCCCUUGUGGCCUGCCCUGCUGCUGCUUCCUUGUCCCCAUGCUGCCUCUAGAUUAGCCGUCCGGGGGCCCUGCGACAGUCCUGACCCAGCACCCAGCAUGCUCACACACAGCAGGGAUGCGCCUUCCCGGGUGGCCCAAACACCCACAGAGGGCAAGAGGGCCUGGCUGGACCUCAGGAAGCUGGGGCAGUGCAGGGAGGAGGCCACUGCUCUGGAGGGGAGGACGAGGAGGCCCUGGGCCGCGGACCAGGAAGCUGUGGUCCCUCCUGCCCCACCUCCCCCCACACUCCCACCCAUGUCUGGGCUCCCAGGCAGGGAACCCGAUCCUUUCCUUUGUGCUGGGGCCAGGCUAGUGGAGAAACGCCCUCCAGUCUGGGAGCAGGGGAGGAGGGCCCAGAGCUGGGGCAGCUGCUAAGAGCAGGGUUCUGGCUUCUUCUCAAACCCUGAACAGGCAGCGAUCCUAGCAGUUCAGCCAGCAUGAUUAUGGUACUUUGCACUCACUUUGCACCUCUCUGUCUCCUCUAAGCACUUUACCCAUCGGAUGGCAGGUGGGCAGGCAGCAGGCCGGGCCCGAGGCUUGGGCUCCUGGGCCGGAGGUGGGAGCUGUCUGUCCCAUUGGCAAGACGAUUUUGGGACGGGUGGCAGAGGAGACCAUGAUGGUGACAUGUUUUCUGACACUGUCUUAAUGUGGGGCACACUCAGCCUUGUCCAGGAUCUCAGCCUGCUGCACUCCAUCGCUCUGCUUUUUCAGUGAAUGCGGCUUGAAAGGCUUGGGGCUGGCCGGCCUCCCAUCAUCUCAUCACCCCAUGGACAUGGACCCCCUGCCCCCAUGCCAGGCCUACUCACCUGGGCAGCUUCUGAGGCUUGGGGACCAAGCACUUCUCCUCCCCUAGGCCCAGCACAGCCCUCGCCUCCCCAGCCCUGGCUCUGCUCCUCACUCCAUCCUCAGUGCUCUGUGUGGACCCAGUCUGGCUGAUGGGUACUCACGUUGCAUAGCAUCUCUGAAUUCUGGAGCUCUUGUUUGGAAAAAGUUUUGCAGGGCAGGAAGCUGUCCACUUCCUCCUUUAUUUCAUCUGCUGGUUUUGACCCCCACCUGCAUCCUGGGUCACAACCCCAGCCCGUGGAGGAGGGAGAGGCCGGCAGCAGAGGAGGGGGUAGGACAAUCAUUUGCAAUUUAUUGAAAGAGGAGUAGUGGGGACCUUAUUUAUUUAAAAACUUUCUAAAUGAGAAAGCACCACUAUUUAUUUGUCUCUCCUCCUCCUUGUUCUCCUCCCCUCUCUCUUUGUCCCUCCUUGGGGAUAUCUUCCCUGACAGAACUGGUCCAACUCUGCCUCACUGGCUCUCCAGAUGGACAUAGCGUGUGGGGCCAGAGGCCAGAACCAAGUGAGAAGUUGAUUUCCUUUCAGAUGGUACAGAUGUUCUUACUUCCAGUCACCUCCCUUGACCCCCACCCCGCCAGCCCCUCGCCCUCAUCCCAGUAUCUGGGCAUCCCUCCCAUCCGCACCGCUGCAUCCUCCCGUGUUUGCCUCCCUCCUUUCUACCGGAAAGGACUUGGCCUUGGGGGACAAAUUCCUCUUUGAUGAAUGUACCCUGUGGGAAUGUUUCAUACUGACAGGUUAUUUUUAUUUAUUCAAUGUCAUAUUUAAAAUAUUUAUUUUUUAUACUGAAGAUCACUUUUUUUAAUGAAGAAAGAGAAAUUAAUAAAGAACCUGAUCUUGACAAACUUUCCAGACU